AUGGCCAGCACCGAUGCGAGCAAGGCACUCUUUCUCUUCAAUUUCCAUAUCCGGUAUUUGGGAGCGAGACCCAGUUGUUAUUUUGCUUCAACUGGUGGCUCGUGGAGGCAUUUGGCUUGGAAAUCUCGUCUGGUAAUGGUUUUGGAGGGGAAUGGGGAUUUAUCAUACUGCUAUUUUAAAGUGAGGGAAGUUAGUGCAGCUUUGAAUUGGGGUUUAUUGUAUUGA
Molecule: messenger RNA, 225 nt
Organism: Prunus armeniaca (apricot)
Lineage: Eukaryota; Viridiplantae; Streptophyta; Magnoliopsida; Rosales; Rosaceae
Source: the annotation of a GenBank genome assembly